CCGCGUGAGUUCCCCACUGGCUGCUCUGAAAAGCCAUCUUUGCAUUGUUCCUGUGGCCGCCUCUCCGCUCGUCGCAGCCACCUCCGCCGCGCGCCUCCUCCGCCGCCGCGGACUCCGGCAGCUUCUUCGCCAGAGUCCUCCAACUCUCGCUUUGAAAAAAAAAAAUCCGCUACAUCGGAUCACCGGCGUGCCCCACCAUGUCAGACACAGCCGUGGACACCAGCUCUGAGAUCACCACCAAGGACUUGAAGGAGAAGAAGGAAGUUGUGGAGGAGGCGGAGAACGGAAGAGAUGCGCCUGCGAACGGGAACGCUGAGAACGAGGAGAAUGGGGAGCAGGAGGCCGACAAUGAGGUAGAUGAAGAAGAGGAGGAAGGAGGGGAGGAGGAAGAGGAGGAGGAGGAGGGUGAUGGUGAGGAAGAAGAUGGAGAUGAAGAUGAGGAGGCCGAGGCAGCUACGGGGAAACGGGCAGCUGAAGAUGACGAGGAUGACGAUGUUGACACCAAGAAGCAGAAAACCGACGAGGAUGACUAGACAGCAAAAAAGGAAAAGUUAAACUUAAAAAAAAAAAAGGCCGCCGUGACCUAUUCACCCUCCACUUCCCGUGUCAGAAUCUAAACUCAGAACCUAAACGUGGUCACCUUCGAGUAGAGACUCCCACCCGCCUGCCCGCCCACUGCGGGCAGCGCCACCCGCAGAUGACACGCACUCUCCACCACCCAACCAAAACCACAACGUGAAUUUGCAACAGGGGAGGAGAAAAGAACCAAAACUUCCAAGGCCCUGCUUUUUUUCUUAAAAGUACUUUAAAAAGGAAAAUUUGUUUGUAUUUUUUAUUUACAUUUUAUAUUUUUGUACAUAUUGUUAGGGGUCAGCCAUUUUUAAUGAUCUCGGGAUGACCAAACCAGCCUUUGGAGCGUUCUCUGUCCUACUUCUGACUUUACUUGUGGUGUGACCAUGUUCAUUAUAAUCUCAAAGGAGAAAAAAAACCUUGUAAAAAAAGCAAAAACAACAACAAAAAAACAAUCUUAUUCCGAGCAUUCCAGUAACUUUUUGUGUAUGUACUUAGCUGUACUAUAAGUAGUUGGUUUGUAUGAGAUGGUUAAAAGGCCAAAGAUAAAAAGGUUUCUUUUUUUCCUUUUUUUGUCUGAAGUUGCUGUUUAUUUUUUUUGGCCUGUUUGAUGUAUGUGUGAAACAAUGUCCAACAAUAAACCGGAAUUUUAUUUUGCUGAGUUGUUCUAACAAA
This is a messenger RNA of Miniopterus natalensis, 1245 nucleotides long. It is a transcript of the gene PTMA, whose product is annotated as prothymosin alpha. Gene Ontology annotation, cellular component: nucleus. Gene Ontology annotation, molecular function: histone binding. Gene Ontology annotation, biological process: positive regulation of transcription by RNA polymerase II; negative regulation of apoptotic process. NCBI's taxonomy places the organism in Eukaryota, Metazoa, Chordata, Mammalia, Chiroptera, Miniopteridae. The record is from RefSeq and is a predicted model, not a curated record.